This is a messenger RNA of Penaeus monodon (black tiger shrimp), 689 nucleotides long. RefSeq names its product DEAD-box ATP-dependent RNA helicase 52A-like. The coding region runs from base 67 to 579 and encodes 170 amino acids. Gene Ontology annotation, cellular component: extracellular region. NCBI's taxonomy places the organism in Eukaryota, Metazoa, Arthropoda, Malacostraca, Decapoda, Penaeidae. The record is from RefSeq and is a predicted model, not a curated record. Gene Ontology annotation, molecular function: peptidase inhibitor activity. The transcript has 2 exons.
GUUCCAGUAUAUAAGCGACGUUGCAUCUUCAAUUCUCUACAUUACACAGCUAUCCUCUAACCAACAAUGAAUAGUAUCAAAGCCGUGAUUACGUGUUGCCUCCUGGUGGCCGUCUCCGCCGGUGUAGACCGAAGAGGAGGACAAGGAUCCAACAGAUUCCUUCCUGGAGGCUUCGGAGGCGUCCAGGGAGGCGGUUUCUUCGGCGCUGGUAUUCAUGGUGACGGAAUCCAUGGUAGUGGAAUUCAUGGUGGUGGUAUCCAUGGAGGUGGCAUCCACGGUGGUAGUGCUAUUAUUGGCGGUGGAAUCUCUAAUGCCCCAAGCCAAUGCAGAUAUUGGUGCAAGACUCCGGAAGGCCAAGCCUACUGCUGCGAGACGGUGCAUGAACCAGAGACACCUGUUGGUACCAAGCCACUCAAUUGCCCACAAGUCCGUCCUACAUGCCCACGAUUCCAUGGACCCCCCACUACCUGUUCCAACGACUACAAGUGUGCUGGCCUCGAUAAGUGUUGCUUUGAUAGGUGUUUGGGAGAACACGUAUGCAAACCUCCCUCAUUUUUCAACAAUCACCUCCCCUUUUAAAUGUGGUUAUCGCUAGUAAGGAAUUAUUGGUUUUCCAGUUUAUAAUGGAAGAUAGGAAAUCUGUGAUGUGUAGAUAUUCAUUCUUUAAUAAUAAUUUUUUUAUAUAUAGA